CUGUUAAUCUAGACAAUGAUAUACUCACUGACACACCUGAAUCCAUUUUCAUCAGCUUUGUCUUUAAGUUCUUGUUCAUUUGACUGUGUCCAUAAUUUACAAUGAUGCAAUUGAAGUUAGUUUUGUAAGGAGAGCGAGCCAAUGAGCUAUCGCCCAGUAUCAUGACGUCAAAUAAGCGAGUGACGUCAAUGGUCGUCAGCUGAUAGUGAUAGCACGGCAUAGUGUAAGACUGUAAGUUGAAAGAAAACAAUACCACAAUUCCUCUGACUCGAAGACGUUCAAGUAGUGUUUCUUUUCAACACUGGAGGGUGCUAGUCUGUCAACGCCUAGUAAGCCACGUCUCAAGGUCACAAAAUACUGACAAGAAGACAUGCAGACAAAGGCUUGUACAUUAGCAGUAUGGGGCAUUGUGGCAGCCAUGCUGUGUCCCACAAGCGUGCUGGCUGCCUGGGGCUCUGGUGGAGAAAGUAUGCACCUCAAAAAUGUAGAAGUGCUCACAUUAUAUAGUGGAAAGAUGACUAAAGGAAGGAGAUCAGCCCCAGUACCACAGCUGGAGUGUUUGUCUGGAGGCACUGCCCCCUGCGAUGCCUUCAGCCCACGUGUGGUGCAGUGCUACAACCGAGGCUGGGAUGGGGAGGACGUGCAGUGGGAGUGUAAGACUGACAUGGACAACGCAUACAGGUUUGGCAGCGUUGAGGUGUCCUGUGAGGGCUACGAGAACCGUGAUGACCCGUACGUUCUGAAGGGUUCCUGUGGCCUACGGUACACCAUAGACUACACUAAGGAGGGCUUCAACCACAACCAAAAACACAACUAUUAUGGUGGUGGUGGUGGAAACUCGUAUUACUCCAAGACAAACCAGAAGCUGUCCAGUGAGAGUAAUGUGGCAAACUUCAUUGUGAUAGUGGCUGUUUGCUUGAUGCUGUGGGCCUUCUACAAGACAUGCAUUGGUAACCGACAGUCAAGGGAGGAUGCCUGGAGUACCACAGGAGAUGAUUACCCAGCAGGGGGUGGUGGAGGGUAUGGCUGGUUUGGUCAGGGAGGUGGUACACAUCCCACCGCACCACCACCACCAGGGUACCAUGGAGGGUAUGAUGACGCCUCUUGCAGGAAUCGCACUGCUGGAGGUGGAACAGGGGCUGGGGGUUUCUGGACCGGAGCUAUGACUGGAGGUCUGCUUGGGUACAUGUUUGGUAACAGUGGGAGACGUAACUAUGCUGAUCGUGGCUAUGGUGGUGGCUGGGGUGGUGGUGGUGGAGGUGGUGGUUGGAGCUUCAGCAGUGGAGGAGGGGGCCAUGGUGGGUCCACAGGCACAAGAACAGCCUCAGGGUUUGGUGGCACAAGUCGCCGCUGAGACUGUGUUCAUGUUAAGGUUAGUGUGUUUCCCUUAAAGAUUCUAGGAAUGUACAUGGUAGGUAAUGUUGUGUUAGUUUUUAGUUCACACUGUAGGGAAGGGAAGGAGGAAAGAGAAUAAAAACUAAUACAGUGAUA
Portunus trituberculatus (swimming crab) is the source of this 1491-nucleotide messenger RNA. Its product is annotated as store-operated calcium entry-associated regulatory factor-like. Gene Ontology annotation, cellular component: endoplasmic reticulum membrane. The transcript has 4 exons. Bases 371 to 1354 code for a protein of 327 amino acids. The record is from RefSeq and is a predicted model, not a curated record. Lineage: Eukaryota; Metazoa; Arthropoda; Malacostraca; Decapoda; Portunidae. Gene Ontology annotation, biological process: regulation of store-operated calcium entry.